CAAAAAGAUCAAAAAUAAAAUAAAAAAGGAAGACAUAAAAUAUACAACUUUUUUGUUUGUGAAAAAAAGGUCUAAAUAUAGACAAAGAAUGUGUAUGUAGUUUUUUUUUUUCUUCAUUACAUCACAAACAAAAUAGGAACAAAUAAAAAUAGAGAUAGAGAAGGCUAGCAAAUAGAGAGAAGAAAGAAAGAAGAAGAGUAAUUUUCUAUUUUUGCAUGUCUAUGCAUGAUCAUGAACAACAUAACAUUUUGUCAAUGACAAAAAAAAACAAAAAAAACAAACAGAUCAACUAUUCAAUUGUUUACACUAAUAUAUGAUCAAAAUAUAUGUUGAAAUUCAUGUUGAGAUCAAGAAGAGAUUGAUUUUAUUAUCAUGAAGGCAUGGGAGGCAACAGUAAGGAUAACACAAGCUGCAACAAGGAGACGUGCCAACACGAUUUUCGGUACACAUGGUGCUGUACAUGGAGAGGAAGAAAAUGAGAUAGAGCAACAAUCAGAAUACGUUGAAGAUGAUCAUGCGAAUGGAGAAAUCUAUGAGGCUGAGAAGUUUCUUCCGAAUGGUGAUUAUUAUAGUGGUUAUUGGCUUGACAAUUUCCCUCAUGGACAAGGGAAGUAUUGGUGGACAGAUGGUUGUAUGUACGUUGGAGAGUGGUUUCGCGGAAAAACUAUGGGGAAAGGGGUGUUUAGUUGGCCCUCGGGGGCGAUGUAUGAAGGGAAUUUCAAGAGUGGAUUCAUGGAUGGAGAUGGAAGCUAUACGGGACCUAAUGGGGAUACGUAUAGGGGUUCUUGGGUGAUGAAUUUGAAGCAUGGACAUGGCGUUAAGGAGUACGCGAAUGGAGAUUGUUAUGAUGGAGAAUGGUGCAGGGGAUUGCAAGAAGGGAAUGGGAGGUAUACAUGGAAAAAUGGGAAUUAUUAUGUUGGUGAAUGGAAACAUGGGACGAUUUUUGGUAAAGGGAAGAUGCGUUGGACUAAUGGAAAUGUUUACGAAGGGAAUUGGGAAGAUGGAUUUCCUAAAGGAAACGGUACGUUUAGAUGGACUGAUGGGAGUUUCUAUGUCGGAAAUUGGAGUAAAGAUGUAAAUGAACAGAACGGUACAUUUUAUCCAUCUGGUUCAUUGUUAGAAGGUGGAAAUCUUGAAUGGGAUCCUCAACAAGUUUUCAAUGUCGAUUUGGUAGAAUGUACUAUCUGUCCACCUGAGAAAGUUCCGAUUUUGCCUUCACAGAAGAAACUCGCGCUGUGGAGGUCAUCUAAGACCGUGGACAGCAGCAUUAGGCCGAGGAGAAUGUCGUUGGAUGGUAGAAUAGAUGCACCUCCUGUUGAUAGGGAGUUCGGUAGAAUUCGCUUAUCAGAUGUUGCUGGAACUGCUGCUAGUACUUCAUAUAAUUUGGACGAUUCGAUGGUUGGCUUGCAGGAUCCUGAUGGAUAUUCAAGAGGAAGUCCUAUAAGAAUUCCUAAAGUUGUUAAGAGACAAGGCCUAACAAUUUCCAAAGGGCAUAAGAAUUAUGAGCUUAUGCUUAAUUUGCAGUUAGGGAUCAGGGUUUCAGUGGGACGGCCUGGUCCUCCUCCAUCGCUAGAACUCAAGCCAUCAGCAUUUGAUCCGAGAGAGAAGUAUUGGACUAGAUUUCCAACGGAAGGAUCCAAGAUCACGCCCCCUCAUCCGUCUUGUGAAUUCAGAUGGAAAGAUUAUUGUCCAAAAGUUUUCAGGGCAUUACGGAUGCUAUUCAAAGUGGAUGCAGCUGAUUAUAUGAUAUCGAUUUGUGGUAAUGAUGCCCUUCGAGAGCUUUCUUCCCCCGGAAAAAGUGGAAGUUUUUUCUACUUGACAAACGAUGAUCGGUACAUGAUCAAGACAAUGAAGAAGGCAGAAACUAAAGUGCUAUUAAGGAUGCUUAGCGCGUAUUACAAUCAUGUUCGCGCUUUUGAGAACACCCUUGUGACUAAGUACUACGGCCUGCAUUGCGUGAAGCUAAGUGGACCUGCACAGAAGAAGGUACGGUUCGUUAUCAUGGGGAACCUGUUUUGCACAAAUUACUCGAUUCAUAGACGAUUUGACUUGAAAGGAUCAACAUUUGGAAGAAUGACAGAUAAGCCGGAAUCAGAGAUAGAAGCAACCACAACCCUUAAAGACCUUGAUCUCAACUUCAUCCUCAGGUUACAAAAGACAUGGUUUCAAGAAUUCCGGAGGCAAGUUGAUAGGGACUGUGAGUUCUUGGAACAAGAAGGAGUGAUGGACUACAGCCUUUUAGUUGGUAUUCAUUUUCGAGAAGCAGAUAGUCCCGAAGAUCAGACACCUUCGGGUUCUAGAACGCCAACUGAUAACGGAGGUUCAGAAAAUGAAACAGUUGCUCGGCUCUCUCGAUGUGAUAUGGAUCAAUUGCUUCUUGAUCAGGAAGGGUGGGCUAGCAUAAAACUAGGAAUAAACAUGCCUGCAAGAGUCGAAAGGACAGAGAGGAAAGCUACUGAAGCCGAAGUUCAGCUAAUCGGAGAACCAACAGGAGAGUUGUAUGAUGUGAUACUGUUUUUCGGGGUCAUAGACAUACUUCAAGACUACGACAUUACAAAGAAGCUAGAACACGCGUACAAGUCUAUGCAAUGUGAUCCAAACUCGAUAUCAGCAGUUGAUCCAAAGGCAUACUCAAGGCGCUUUCGCGAUUACAUAUUCAAAAUUUUUAUAGAAGACAAUUAACAAGAAAUUGCUCAUCAGCUAGCAUAGGACUUAAAGUACUACUAUUUGUUUGUUGUUAUUGGAAAUCAUUUGCAGUUGAAGUUCAGAAGAAGUGAAGAACAUAUAAUAAUACUCUUCCUUCACUGCACUUUCUUAUGUUAAAACCAUUUUUUAUUAUUAUAGGUAUACACAAUAUACAGGAUGAGUUACUAUUGUAUAGAAAAAGUUGUGACAGAAGCAACACAAAUGUGACUUAUAAGUUGCAUUACUUACAUAUGUGAUGGAUUCUAAUGUAGAAUUAUAUUGAAUUUAUUGUUGUUCGACUAAAUUAAUGUCAGAACUCAGAAGUGUAACACUAAAUGAGUCUGAAACUUCUUGUUAACGAUGAAAGGUACUUAUUAGUGGUGUUUGUGCA
Capsicum annuum is the source of this 3076-nucleotide messenger RNA. Its product is annotated as phosphatidylinositol 4-phosphate 5-kinase 6-like. Gene Ontology annotation, molecular function: ATP binding; 1-phosphatidylinositol-4-phosphate 5-kinase activity. Gene Ontology annotation, biological process: phosphatidylinositol metabolic process. NCBI's taxonomy places the organism in Eukaryota, Viridiplantae, Streptophyta, Magnoliopsida, Solanales, Solanaceae. The transcript is spliced from 8 exons. The record is from RefSeq and is a predicted model, not a curated record. The coding region runs from base 373 to 2682 and encodes 769 amino acids.